Molecule: messenger RNA, 1038 nt
Organism: Anthostomella pinea
Lineage: Eukaryota; Fungi; Ascomycota; Sordariomycetes; Xylariales; Xylariaceae
Source: the annotation of a GenBank genome assembly
AUGGCAGUAGGCGGCACUCCGCGCAGCGUCGCCGACGCCACGCGCUUCACGGCCAACACGCCGCACGCCAACACCAAGGCCGGCGCAUCGAACGCCGCCUCGUCCUCUUCGCCGUCCCCCAGCAGUUCAAAGCCCAGCUCGAUGUCUUCACCGUCAUCAGUAGCAGCGAGGCGGCCGCCACAGAAGGGAGGCAUGCCGCCGCCCGGGAUGCCGCGGCCGAUGCAGCAGGAGACCAUCGAGGAGCGAGUGCGGAGGCUGCGGGCAGCACAUCUUGCGGCCAAGAAGGCCGACAUAUCGCGGUUCGACCGCGUUGUCGACUACUCGAGGAAGUACUUCGAUGCGGCGCACAAGUUCACUGUCAUGGGGCUGAUUGGGUUCAGCGGUCUCGCCCUCCUCGUGACCGUAUACGCCACCGCCGACAUGAUGAUGUACAACCGCAAGCGGCGCAACGAGUUCUUCGCGCUGCAGAAGCAGCUCAAAGAGGACAGUCUCGAGGCCGCGCGCCUAGCCUACAUGACAGGCAAGGCGUCCGAAGACCAGAUUGCCCUCGUCGAGGACGCCACAGCCAAGGCCAAGCAAGCCGGCGUGUCGCUGCCCUCCCUCCUCUCCGCGCCCCAAACACCCGCACCGGCAGGCGGACGCGAGCUCGACACCAGAGUAGUGCCCGCCGACGCACAUGCCGAGCGGACGGUCUGGCCCGGCGAGUCCAUGGUCGGGAGCAGCAUGUCGGGCGCCAACGACGACACCACCACCCAGCAGAAGAAGACGGGCUGGUUCAAGUCCAUGCUGUUCGGCGGGCUCAAGAAGGACGAGGAGGAGCCGCAGGCGCGGGAGCAGGGACAGCUGAACUUCAACGAAGAGGAGAAGGCGGCCUCGUCGGGCUGGGCUGCGGACGGGUCGCAGCACGCCCUCAAAGAGAAAGCGAAGGCGGCGUUUGAGCAGGAGCGCGACAACCAGAGGAGAGGCGGGCCGCUGGACAAUUUGGGUCUGGAGGACAAGCCGAAGGGCGACGAGAAGAAGAAGACGAGUUGGUGGUGA